AUGAACGAUUAGUUGAAUGAUUGGGAUUUUUGCAAUCCAAACAAUUUUGUUGAUAAAUUACCUGAGCCCUUUAGAUUCAUUAAUAAAAUCAUCUAAAAGGAUAUUCUUUUGGAAGUAUAUUCGAAGGUGUUCUUAAUUGAAAAAUACAGGUCGGAUCCAAAUUAUGAAGGUCCCUUGAGAACAUUGCCUCCUUAGGGUAUUUUUGACAUUUCGAAUAUUACAUCUAUAAGCUCAAAUAGCUCGAAUUUACAAAUUGCAGCAGGAGAUUUACAAGGAAACAUUUUUAUAUUAGACAUGAGUAAGAAAACGAAAAUUUGUAAAAAAGAGGUCAGCCCAAAAAGAAUAAAUAAAGUUUGCUUAGGAAUUAGAGAUGGAGCGAAUGAUGAAUAAAAAAAUAUUUGCAUAAUCGGAGUAAUAAGUCACUUAGAUCCAGUAGUACAAAUAUUCAAAUAUAAACCAGGAGAGAACAAAAUCAGCUAAAUCCAUUUUAUAUAAGUCACUAAAAAUGCAACUGGUAUUGGUGAGCUUCCUAUGGAUAUAGAAAUCAGCAAGUAUUCGCAAUAUAUAUUAAUAACUUAAUAUAAUGGUAAUGUGGUUAUUUAUAAAAUACCUGAAUUAAAGGUGGAAUCAUAACAGCCAACAUAGGCAACAUCAUAGUAGAAUUAGAAUACUCUAUUGCCUCCGCUGUAAAAUUAAAAGUAACAGGCUACAAAAGAAUAGUUGAAACAAUAAAUCCCAUUAAAUCCAUAAACUGAUGUUGCAGUAACUGAAAUUACUGAGCUAUUUUAUCAGAUUAAAUUUUAAGGAUUAAAGAAAGAAUAAAAAUUUAAUGAAAUCAUAAAUUCAUUUAAAGAAUAAAAUCUCCCAAAAGAAGUUGAAGUGAAAGAAGAUAAAAAAAAAUAAUAACCUAAUGCUUAACCAUAAAAGAAAUAGGAAGUAAUUCAAUAAGUAAAAGAAGAAUCAGGUUUAGAAGAAAAUAAUAACCAACUAAUAAUUAAGCAUCAGAUUAAAGAUGGUUAUGAUAUAAGUGAGGAAUAUCCCAUAUAAAAAUUUAAGCCAUAUUUUGCUUUUAUACAUGAGACAGUUAACGUUUAAAACGGAUAAAAGGCCUUUGACAAGUUUAAAUAAUUUGAAGUUGUUGUUGGUAUAGUAGUUGGAUGGUCAAACACAACAAAAUUAGAACUUCAUUACUUUAAUUAACCAAAGAGAAAUAAUUUACCAUAAUAUCUUAUCGCAUAGUUUACUUAAGAAUAAGAAAUGAAAUUUCAAUUACCAAUAAUUAAUAAAAAAAAUGAAACCCGAUUAAUUGAAAUUCCAUUGAUAUACCCACUAUCUUGUUUAGCCGUCUCUAAAAAUUUUUCGUUGUUAGGCUUAGGAUUAUAGUAAGGGUCAAUUCUAAUAUAUGAUUUGGUUUUCUAAUAGGAAAGAUUUUAUCUUGAUAAACAUUAAACUAUUGUAAGCCAUAUAGAAUUUUGUGAGAAUGAGAGAAUAGUUAGCUGUUCUUAUGAUGGGAGCAUCCAUAUUUAUAAUACGAUUGAAGGGAUUACGUUGUGCAAAAGAACAAAUUAAUUCCGCAAAGGAACAAAAAUAAACUAUGAUGAAUAAAAGCAAGGAUUAUGGAGAAUAAUGUCAUUAGCCGUAAGCAGUUCAGGAAUAGCAGUUGUAUAAGAUGCUGAGUCAGAAGUAAGAUUGUAUGAUGUCUGGAGAGGCGAGAAAAUUGCCAAAUUAUCUCCUGUCUAGGUUAUGGAUGAUUAAAAGAGAAAGUGGAGUGACUAAAAGGUUAUUAUCAAAUGUUUCAGAAAUGAAAUUUUGGUUUCGGCUUAGGUUUUUACACAAGAACAACAACAAAACUCAUCAGAUCAAAUAUUAACAACUGUGUAGAUCUUUAAGAUUUUUGAUAGUUUAGUAAAUUUAUUUCCAUCAUUAUCAAAUGUAUACAGAAAAGGAGUAGAAAAAGAAAAAAUUUUAAAUUUGUUUGAAAAAAUUCCCAAAUAAGAAUUAUGGAAUGCUCAAUUUGAAGUUCCAAAUUUAAGUGUUUCUCAUCAAAAUGUAGCAUUGAAAGUUCCAGGUCAAGAUUCGAAGACCUAAAAAGGAUCUUAAAUCUUGCAUAAUCAGAGCUAGUACAGUUAGCCAAAAUUAAAUUAAAGUAAAACUUCGCAGCAAAAGUUGAAAGAUGGUGUUAAAGAAUCUCAAGUUGUGAGUUAAUAACAAGAUAUUUAUGAAAAUAGAUCUGCCUCUUUAGUAGGAUCUCUACAUAAAUCGGUUCAUUCUGAUAAAUUUGAUUAUAAUUCCUCUUUCAGAAGCACAAACUCUCCCUAAAAUAAUUUAAAUUUGCACAAAACUCAAAAGGGUAAUUAGUCAUAAAUAGGUCUUACAAAGGAGAUGCUUCAUCCUGAAGAACAUCUGUUAGAAAAGUCUGAAUAACAACCUGCUUAAUUGAUAUUUGAGAACUCUUCUAUGGUCGAGCAUUGUAGAUUGAGGAAUUCUGAAAAAUAACUGAGAUCUGAGAAGGUCUCAUAAUCCCUUUUAAAGUUGGGCUAAAGAUUAGCCAUUGAAGAUGAAAAAAUGAAACUUCAGAUUAGAUACAGAUAGCUUUAAAAAGUCAAGUGA
Paramecium tetraurelia is the source of this 2610-nucleotide messenger RNA. RefSeq lists its product as uncharacterized. The transcript has 6 exons. Gene Ontology annotation, biological process: protein secretion. Gene Ontology annotation, molecular function: GTPase activator activity; protein binding; guanyl-nucleotide exchange factor activity. Gene Ontology annotation, cellular component: endoplasmic reticulum membrane. Lineage: Eukaryota; Ciliophora; Oligohymenophorea; Peniculida; Parameciidae. The record is from RefSeq and is a predicted model, not a curated record.